CAUUGAUUUAGGGUGGCCUUAUGAUUUGCAGUUUUGUGCCAUAGGCCCAUAGCCGUUUGCCUGUUUGUGAUAAUGGUAAUUUUUUUUUUUUUUUUUGAUUUUUUGUUUAAUAAUGGUAAUUAUUAAAAAGCAAGAUAUACAUUUAUAAUGCAAUACGCAAAAUAACGAUUAAGCUUAUGUCAAGUAGUUUGAUUUUUUUAAACCUUUUGGCGGUACAUGGCCUAUCGAAUUAUCGAUAUCAAAUGUAAAUCCAACUACAGUCACAGAAUUCCCUCCAAAGAAGGACCUUAUCAAAAUGACAAACCUUAUCCUAAGUUAGGAAACCAGCAAACCACUGCUUGUAGCAGACUAUGGACACCAAGACUUAGAAGCUCAAAUUGCUAGAGAUAUUGAACCACACUGAAAGCCAUGGCAGCAUUUAUCUGCCACCUUCAACCAGCAAAUUUCCACGCAAAAGGCCGGUCGGUUAUUUCUUGCACAAUGCAGCAGCCGACCCAGAGUAACAUCAAGCUUUGCAGGUGAUCAUAAAUGGUGCUGCCAAGGAAAUAGGAAGGGCAGCAGUGAUGGCGGUGACCAGAGCAAGAGGGAUGGAGGUGGCUGGUGCAGUAGACAACUAUUAUGUAGGAGAAGACAUUGGAAAGCUAUGUGACAUGGAAGAAGCCCUGGAAAUACCCAUAAUGAAUGACCUUACAAUGGUGUUGGGCUCGAUUUCACAGUCAAAAGCAACAAGUGUAGUGGUUGAUUUUACUGAUCCUUCAACGGUAUAUGACAAUGUCAAACAGGCAACAGCAUUUGGCAUGAGAAGCAUUGUUUAUGUGCCGCGUAUAGAGCUAGAUACAGUGGCAGCAUUAUCUGCAUUCUGUGACAAGGCAAGCAUGGGUUGCCUUGUAGCACCAACACUGUCUAUAGGAUCUAUACUUCUUCAGCAGGCUGCAAUCACAGCCUCUUUCCACUACAACAAUGUGGAGAUAGUUGAAUCAAGACCUACUGCAAGAGAUCUUCCAUCACAAGAUGCAACUCAAAUUGCCAACAACUUAUCAAACCUUGGCCAGCUUUACAAUAGGGAAGAUAUCUCAACAGAUGUUGUGGCAAGAGGUCAAGUUCUAGGAGAAGAUGGAGUUCGAGUACACAGUAUGGUCCUUCCAGGUCUACCCUCUGGCACAACAGUUUACUUCUCAGGCCCAGGAGAGGUACUAACUCUUAAGCAUGAGAUCACAGAUGUGCAAAGCCUAAUGCCAGGCCUGAUUAUGUCCAUAAGGAAGGUUGUACGACUAAAGAAUCUGGUAUAUGGAUUGGAGAAGCUAUUGUAAAGAUCAGAUGUUAUUCCCACAACAUCAAAUACUAUCAGACAUUGGACUUUGGAGCCUCUGUCCAUAUUCUUAAGUCUCAGACAACGCAAACAGAAAUUCGAGAAAAAGAGCUGGCCAGCAAUCAGAUGAAAGGAAGAAAAGUUAACACAUUGAAUAUGUCAAAUGGCGACCACACCCAGCCAUUCGGAGAGUAUGCGGCAUGUUAGAACUGAUGAGAUUACACUAACAAGACAUAACUGAACAAUUUUUUUGGUCCUGAACUGGAAAAAAAAAAAAAAAAAAAAAAAAAUCACUAUUGCAGUGUCUUCCACCAGCUGCAUUAUGAGAUCUUUAGUCCUGUAUUAUUUUUGUUCAUUUUGUUAUUGUCUCCAAAACCUGUGCUUUAAUUCUGAAACUACCUAUGUUAAAAGAAAUAAACUCUUUAAGCAAAAGUGUUUAUUGGUUAAGAAAUAUGGGAAAUACCACCAGAAUAGAGAAGAUUGCUAGGUUAACCAUUUACUGAAGCAAGAUCUUUUUCA
Messenger RNA from Chenopodium quinoa (quinoa), 1828 nucleotides. RefSeq names its product dihydrodipicolinate reductase-like protein CRR1, chloroplastic. Gene Ontology annotation, cellular component: chloroplast stroma. Gene Ontology annotation, molecular function: 4-hydroxy-tetrahydrodipicolinate reductase activity. The coding region runs from base 564 to 1310 and encodes 248 amino acids. NCBI's taxonomy places the organism in Eukaryota, Viridiplantae, Streptophyta, Magnoliopsida, Caryophyllales, Amaranthaceae. The record is from RefSeq and is a predicted model, not a curated record. The transcript has 10 exons.